This is a messenger RNA of Glycine soja, 723 nucleotides long. RefSeq lists its product as uncharacterized. The record is from RefSeq and is a predicted model, not a curated record. The transcript has a single exon. The coding region runs from base 178 to 567 and encodes 129 amino acids. NCBI's taxonomy places the organism in Eukaryota, Viridiplantae, Streptophyta, Magnoliopsida, Fabales, Fabaceae.
ACUGCCAGCCAACUUCCAACCUCAGUGAUAAUAUAGAACAUGAGCUAUGUUUGACAACCCCACACUCCUACUUUCUCUCAAAAUUUUGAUAAGAAAGUCUUGACCUUGAAGAGAGAGAGAGGGAGAAAGAACCUACUAUUCUUCUUCUUCUUCUUCCUGCAUAGCUAAUUAAUUUCCAUGGAGGACUUCAACAACUACAACAAAUCAAGGUCUCAUGGAAAUAAUGGGCAAAUGAUGCAGCAGAUGGAGAGGUACUAUGGAGGAGCACCACCACAACCAACAAGGCCUUAUGAUCUCAGGUCAUACAGUGUUUCUUCAUAUACACAAGCUCCUAAUAAUUACAACAACAAGGACUUGAAGAUGAUGAAGAAAGGAAAAAGCAUGUCAUCAAGGACUUCUUCUAUUUCCAAGUCUUGGAGCUUUGUUACUGAUCCUGAGAUUCAAAGGAAGAAGAGGGUUGCUAGCUAUAAAAUGUAUUCUGUGGAAGGAAAAGUCAAAGGCUCCUUUAGGAAGAGCUUUAGGUGGGUUAAGGAUAGGUACUGCCAAGUGGUUUAUGGCUGGUGGUGAUUAAUUACCCCUUUGUAUUAAUUUCCUGUUUACAUAUAUAUGAUUUUGAGUUUUUUUCUGUUCAUGAUUAGUAGAAUUAUGAGUUAUGAUCAGUUCAGUUAAUUUGACUUGAGUUUACCAAAGAUUUGAUUUAUAAAUUAAUGUUACUUUAUUGAA